This is a messenger RNA of Drosophila suzukii, 527 nucleotides long. RefSeq lists its product as uncharacterized. The record is from RefSeq and is a predicted model, not a curated record. Lineage: Eukaryota; Metazoa; Arthropoda; Insecta; Diptera; Drosophilidae.
ACGCUGGAACGUCAACAACAUAUCAAGUCAGAUCUGAGCGCGAAAUAAUAAUAAUGAAGAACUAUAUAGUAUUUUUCGGACUUUUGUUGAUUUUACACCGAAGUUUGUGCUCUAAUGACAGACUAGAAGGUAUAUUAACUGGAUAUGGUCAACUGAUUGCAGCUAAGGAACAGGAACUACAAAUACUGGAAUCACAGAUUUCCGACACUUUAAAAAAAUUGAAUGACAUUAAGUUAAAUAAUGUGGAUAUCUUGGAGAUGGAUCGAAUUAGGAAGGAACUAAUACAAAAAGAGGAACAUCUUCGGGUCUGUGAAAACAGCAUUAAGAAUGAGGAAAGCAGUUCUGCAUUAUGGAACACAAUGAAAGAAAUAGUAAAGCCCAAGCUGGAGCAAAAAUUAAAAGACUUCAAAUCUGAAGAUCUGGUUACCAACGUAACCACCACAUGGGAUACAAUAAAGAAUAACUGGAAGGAUAUACCUCGUCAGAUUGUCAUAUAUUUCACUGAGAAUUAAAAAAACCAUUUGAAU